Blepharisma stoltei is the source of this 699-nucleotide messenger RNA. The record is from the annotation of a GenBank genome assembly. Lineage: Eukaryota; Ciliophora; Heterotrichea; Heterotrichida; Blepharismidae.
AUGAAAAACAGGAAAAAUUCAUUUGAUGCUAAAUUUCUUUCUAAGACCGCCAACCUCCGACAAGACCCAAUUUCCUGCUAUAAUACUGUGGUUUCUCAGUAUAAUGACAGAGUUAAUGUGAAAAAUGGGAUUCAUCUGGAGCAUGCAUAUAAUGACGCUGUAUACGUGUUUUGGUUCGGCUUUCAAAGAUACUGAUACUGACUUCUAUUUAUUUUAUAUCUGGCACCUUAUGUCACAAUAAUCACGCUUUGCUUGUCAUUAUACUCUUUAAUCAUCCAUGAAAAUGCUUUGUCGGUGUACAGAAACAACUCGAAGCAAGUAAAAGAUCUAUUUGAAAACAUGGUUUUGAACGAAGAAAUAUGCAAGAAUGGAUCAAGCCACUAUCUCUAUUUCUCCCUCAAGCCUCAAGAUGUCGAUUUCUUUCCUUUCCCCCCUACAACCAAAGAAGUUUUGAAGGCUCGGGAAAAUGACGGAAAAGUCUGCUUUAUGGUCUAUGACAGAGUUUUUUUGAGUUGAUCAGAAAACUUAAGAUCUAGCCGAUGCCUGAUUUGGCUGCACACAGUACUUAACAUUGCUUUAUUUGUUGCAAUGCAAUAUUAUGUGUACACUCCACUGUUUUGCUUCAACCUACUGCAUCCGGUAGAGUCGAUUUCGAAAUGCGGGGUUUCUGAUAUUAAUUCUAUUGUGUUUUUCUGAUAA